Messenger RNA from Setaria italica (foxtail millet), 2288 nucleotides. RefSeq names its product probable L-type lectin-domain containing receptor kinase S.5. Lineage: Eukaryota; Viridiplantae; Streptophyta; Magnoliopsida; Poales; Poaceae. The coding region runs from base 24 to 2075 and encodes 683 amino acids. Gene Ontology annotation, biological process: protein phosphorylation. The transcript is spliced from 2 exons. The record is from RefSeq and is a predicted model, not a curated record. Gene Ontology annotation, cellular component: plasma membrane. Gene Ontology annotation, molecular function: carbohydrate binding; ATP binding; protein kinase activity.
UCACAAAAUUAAGCUUGCUAUAGAUGAGCUGCCUAAGCAUGUCAUGUUUAUGCCUCCUACUACUGCUCCUCCUCUGCUCGAGAAUCUCCUGCUCCUUUGCGUCGUCGGCAGCAUGCAGCCGUGACGGCACCAACUACAGCUUCCAUUAUUCCUUCAGCAGCGACUCAUCUGACGGGCUGGUGCUUCUCAGGGACGCUGAGAUCAGUAAUGGCGCUCUCCAUCUCACUCCAGGGCCGAGGAAUAGCAACAGGUCCGGUGCCGCGCUCCUGGCAGCUCCGGUCACACUCUGGUCCCAAAACUCCGAGGGGUUUAUGCAAAAUGCUUCCUUUGAUACCUCCUUCACCAUGAACUUCCCGUACUCAUCACCGGCCGGGCAAGAAGCUGCAGGGCCGAACGGAGAGGGCCUUGCCUUCGUUGUCGUGCCCACCCUCAACAGCCCACCGCUUGGCAUCCUGGGCCUCAGGAACAACCCUCCCAAGGAUACCUCCUCUGCCUCCAGAGGCACCGGCUUCUUCCUCGUCAAGUUCUUCGACAUGGACGACAACCGCAGCAGGCUCAACAUCAGCAUCAUCACCUCCGCAGCCUCACUUGUAAAUACUAUGAGCAUCGCAACCAAUCAGACAACUACGAAGAACUACAAGAUCAGUAUCAAGUACACCAGGCAACAUGUAGGGGUAUACAUGGAUGACAAACCCGUCCUUGAGGCAGACCUCAACCUUAAUGACAACGUCCUGCAGAGAGCCUUCGUUGGUUUCUUGUUCAGCUCCGAGCUCCAUUCUAUCUUGAGCUGGGAGCUGACGGUUAAACUCCCUGGCAAUGACAACAAAGACAUCGACUGGAAGGUGACACUGCCUGCAGUUCUUGGGUGCAUUUCCGUUACGGCCAUCAUGAAGAUGUUCGUCGCCGCCUUCUACUUCAAAUCCAAGUACAACAAGCUCAAGAUGGAGCUGGUGCUGUCGGAGACUCUCCGGCGGCUCCCCGGCAUGCCGAGGGAGUUCAAGCACGCCACGAUGAGGAAGGCCACCGACAACUUCCACGAGGCGAGGAGGCUGGGCAAAGGCGGGUUCGGCGCCGUGUACAAGGGCACGCUGUGGUCGGGGAAGGACGGUAUGACAUGCGUGGAGGUCGCGGUGAAGAAGUUCACGGGGGACGAGAACCGGCGCUACGACGACUUCCUUGCCGAGAUCGAUAUCAUCAACCGACUGCGCCACCGGAACAUCGUCCCACUAGUUGGUUGGUGCUACGAGAAGGGCGAACUCCUGCUAAUCUACGAGUACAUGCCCAACGGCAGCCUUGAUCAGCACCUGUGUCCCAAGGAACAACCACAACGCAUCCUCGGAUGGGCUACCCGCUACGACAUUGUCGCGGACAUAGCCGCGGGGCUCCACUACGUUCACCAUGAGCACGAGCACAUGGUGCUCCACCGCGACAUCAAGGCGAGCAACAUCAUGCUAGACUCCACCUUCCGCGCCCGCCUCGGCGAUUUCGGCCUCGCGCGCAUCGUGGGCCUGGACAAGAACUCCUACACCGACCUCGGCGUCGCCGGCACCUGGGGCUUCAUUGCGCCGGAGUACUCGGUGAGCCACAAAGCGACGCGGAGGACGGACGUCUACGCGUUUGGGGUGUUGGUCCUCGAGAUCGUCACCGGGAGACGAGCGCUCUGCGUGUUCCAGGACACGUUUCAGCUGCUCACCGAUUGGGUCUGGAGGCUCCACCAGGAAGGGAGGCUGCUUGAAGCUGUGGACAAGGAGGUUGUUUCUACGGAAGAGUACGAUGCAGAUGGCGCCACUAGGUUGCUGCUCCUUGGGUUAGCGUGCACCAACCCUAACCCGUUGGAUCGUCCGACCAUGGCCGAGGUGGUGCAGGUUGUGGCCAAGUCGGUGCCGGCGCCGGACGUGCCACAUGUGAAGCCAUCGUUUGUGUGGCCACCGGAAGAAGGGAUGCCUCAAAGCUUCGAUGACAUAACUGAGAUGAGUGAUCUCGAUGAGAGUCACUGGGAGGAGACAUCAAGCAGCGAUGCGCUUGCUGUAAGCGCCAUCAUCAGACGCAAGGCGCGGGUUUCUUCAAUCGGUUGAGCUGUAUUAUCUGUAUAGUUGUGUGAAACUUCUGUUUCCACUUGGUAAUUUAUUGUUAUCUGUUACCUGUUAGCGACAUCGUUAAACUUCGGCAGACAAUCUUUCGAAACUUUUAGCUCAAAUAGGUAUAAAAUUAUAUAUGGAUUAAAAUGAUUUGUUAUUAAACUCUGUUUUCCCAUUUAUAAUCUGAGCAGAGUCAUGGGAUAUGUAUAA